UGACUACGAAAGAAGAACAGUGUGAGAGAGAGGCUUUACCCAAGUGUAAAGCAAGCCACAGCAUCUCCCUGCCUGCUUUACCCAUCCGAUUCAUACACCCACACCAGCACCACGCCACCAGCAACCUCCUGCAGUUUUACUCGCACGCCCGUCACGAGUUCGCCUCCAUCUCUGCGGGGUAUAAAUUGGUGGGAGCAGAGGACGGCCCAGCAGAGCGAUCAGAGAAUGGGGUGGCUCCGCUCCAUCGUCUCCCCGCUCAGGAAGCUCUGGUGCAACAUGAACACAGUGCCGCGCAAGAAGAGAGGGAUCUACAUCCUGUACGACGACGUCAAGUCGUGCCAAUGCGAGGACGUGCACGUGCUCUGGUCGAUCCUCAUGGAGUCCCACGGCCUGCCGCCUCCGACGCCCACCACCGUGCUCAGGCUCACGCGGUGAUCGCCGGAGUUUGCAUCCGUCGGCCGUCGAUUGGCGUCAGCUCUGGCACGACGGCGCCCCCAGAAUAAGGAACGGCCGGCAAGGGGUGCCUGUUGGCCGUUGCCGUGUUUCCACGGGAGGUGAAGUGGUGAACUAGUAUAGCUAGCAUAAUAUGCUUGUGUCGAAUGUUUAUAUAGAGAAGUUGGGUACAUUAAUCUGGCCUUCGUCCAGCGCCUCUUUUGGAGCUGCUGAGACGAGAAAGCUGCAGCGUUCGCGGUUUGCUUGAUGAGUGUGGUGAUGGGCUCAUCCGAGCGCACCCCUCUUUUGAGUUUUAAUUUGACUCGUCGCUUUCUGUUAAGACUGCAUUCAGAAUUUCAGAUGCAGGUCAAUUCAUCCACCAUUACUGAUACAAAAGAGAAAAAAUCUUCAAUAAUUAUUUGAAUCUGUCAAUUCUGUGU
This is a messenger RNA of Lolium perenne, 872 nucleotides long. The record is from RefSeq and is a predicted model, not a curated record. Lineage: Eukaryota; Viridiplantae; Streptophyta; Magnoliopsida; Poales; Poaceae.